AUGGGCCCAACCCGGAAGCCCAACGUGUGCCGCCGGCUGAGCCGCCGGGCGCUGGGCUUCUUCUCCGGCGACGCGGGCGCCGUGCAAAGGACGAACCUGGGCAUCCUGCGGGCGUUGGUGUGCCAGGAAAGUACUAAGUUUAAGAAUGUUUGGACUACUCAUUCCAAGUCACCUAUAGCCUAUGAGAGAGGAAGAAUAUAUUUUGAUAAUUAUCGGUGCUGUGUCAGCAGUGUUGCAUCAGAGCCAAGAAAACUUUAUGAAAUGCCAAAAUGCUCCAAAUCAGAAAAAAUAGAGGAUGCUUUAUUAUGGGAAUGCCCAGUGGGGGAAAUGCUGCCCAAUCCAUCAGAUUAUAAAUCCUCACUCAUAGCAUUGACAGCCCAUAACUGGCUACUUCGUAUAUCAGCAAGUACGGGAAAAGUCCUUGAGAAAAUAUAUCUUGCUUCGUAUUGCAAAUUCAGAUACUUGAGCUGGGACACUCCUCAAGAGGUCAUCGCAGUCAAAUCAGCUCAGAACAAAGGCUCAGCAUUGGCCCGGCAGGCAGGUCUUCCACAGCCUGUCUUGCUGUACCUUGCAGUGUUCCAUGUUCUACCUUUUUCACUCAUAGGGAUUCUGGAGAUCAGCAAAAAGAUUUUCGGGAACGUUACAGAUGCUACCUUAUCUCAUGGAAUACUGAUUGUGAUGUACAGCUCAGGACUGGUCAGACUCUAUAGCUUCCAAGCCAUCACUGAACAGUUCAUGCAACAGAAACUUGACUUAGGGUGUGCAUGCAGAUGGGGUGGGACUGCUGGAACUGUGGGAGAGGCUCCUUUUGGCAUUCCUUGUAAUAUUAAACUCACAGACACGCCACCACUGCUCUUUGAGGUGUCCUCCCUGGAGAAUGCCUUUCAGAUUGGAGGCCACCCUUGGCACUACAUCAUCACACCUAAUAAGAAGAAACAGAAAGGAGUUUUCCAUAUUUGUGCCCUUAAAGACAACUCCUUGGCUAAAAAUGGGAUCCAAGAAAUGGAAUGUUGUUCUCUAGAAUCUGACUGGAUCUAUUUUCAUCCUGAUGCUUCUGGAAGAAUAAUACAUGUUGGCCCAAAUCAAGUCAAAGUUUUAAAGCUAAAUGAAAUAGAAAAUAAUAGUGGCCAGCAUCAGAUCUCUGAAGAUUUUGUCAUUUUGGCCAACCGGGAGAACAAAAAUGAAAACUUACCCACUGUUACUGCAUCUGGACGUGUGGUUAAAAAAAAAUUUAAUCUUCUGGAUGAUGACCCAGAACAAGAGACUUUCAAAAUUGUGGACUAUGAAGAUGAAUUGGAUUUGCUUUCUGUGGUAGCUGUUACUCAAAUAGAUGCCGAAGGAAAAGCUCACCUGGAUUUCCACUGUAAUGAAUAUGGAACUUUACUUAAAAGCAUUCCACUGGUGGAGUCAUGGGAUGUGACGUACAGCCACGAAGUCUACUUUGACAGAGACCUGGUCCUCCACAUAGAACAGAAACCCAGCCGGGUCUUCAGCUGCUAUGUUUACCAGAUGGUGUGUGACCCUGGGGAAGAAGAAGAAGCCACAAACAGCAGCUGA
Molecule: messenger RNA, 1557 nt
Organism: Pipistrellus nathusii (Nathusius's pipistrelle)
Lineage: Eukaryota; Metazoa; Chordata; Mammalia; Chiroptera; Vespertilionidae
Source: the annotation of a GenBank genome assembly